ACCGAGUGGCCUUACCUAUGGAUCUCCCCGCUCUGUUUCGUGCUGCUGCUCCUCCCAACAUUCCCCCACUUCACUCCGCUCCACCCCCAAGGGGUAAUUACAUCAUUGAGAAAGACAAUAAUAUUGCCAUUGAAGGUAGGAAUUUGAACUUCUCAAUCAAAACAAGGAAAGGGGAUUUAGUUCCCAUUCUUAAGGACUGUUCUCUUAGGAUUCCAUCUGGGCAGCUUUGGAUGCUUCUUGGACCGAAUGGGUGUGGAAAAUCUACCCUUUUGAAGAUUCUGGCUGGUCUUUUGAACCCAACUAGUGGAACCUUGUAUCUGAAAAGGCCUAAGAGCUUUGUUUUUCAGAAUCCAGACCAUCAGGUUGUGAUGCCUACAGUCGAAGCAGAUGUAUCAUUUGGCCUUGGGAAGUUGAACCUGACUGAGGAUGAAGUUAAGUGCACGGUGUCAAAAGCUUUGGAUGCUGUGGGAAUGUCUGCCUACAUGCAAAGGCCAGUUCAAACUCUCAGCGGUGGUCAGAAACAAAGGGUUGCGAUUGCUGGUGCUCUAGCUGAAGCAUGUAAAGUGCUCUUAUUGGAUGAGCUAACAACAUUCUUAGAUGAAACUGAUCAGGUUGGUGUGAUCAAAGCCGUGAAGAACUGCUUGAAUGCAUCUGAUGAUGUUACGGCUCUUUGGGUGACCCAUCGAUUGGAAGAACUUGAAUAUGCAGACGGUGCUUUAUACAUGGAAAAUGGGAAUGUUGUCAAGCAGGGUGAUGGAUCAAGCAUGAUAAAUUUCAUCGAAGCCAGACAAUCCGCUUACAUUAACCGAAUUAAUUCUUGAGGAUAUUCUUUUAAAUUCCUUUCUUUGGUUCAUAACAAUUCUCUUGUUUAUGAUCUCAGAUCCUAGUUAUCUACAAAUAUACCGAUUGCUCCAGUUCUCUUGUCCUGUUUUUUUAUGGAACACCAAGCAUGGUAAUAAGCAAUACUGAAACAAGUUCCAACCA
Molecule: messenger RNA, 984 nt
Organism: Populus euphratica (Euphrates poplar)
Lineage: Eukaryota; Viridiplantae; Streptophyta; Magnoliopsida; Malpighiales; Salicaceae
Gene: ABCI10
Product: ABC transporter family protein
Exons: 6
Coding region: 18-821 (267 amino acids)
Biological process (GO): transmembrane transport
Cellular component (GO): membrane; chloroplast envelope
Molecular function (GO): ATP binding; ATP hydrolysis activity
Source: RefSeq, a predicted model, not a curated record